This is a messenger RNA of Cyprinodon tularosa, 986 nucleotides long. RefSeq names its product Fas apoptotic inhibitory molecule b (gene faimb). Gene Ontology annotation, biological process: positive regulation of neurogenesis; negative regulation of extrinsic apoptotic signaling pathway via death domain receptors; canonical NF-kappaB signal transduction. The record is from RefSeq and is a predicted model, not a curated record. NCBI's taxonomy places the organism in Eukaryota, Metazoa, Chordata, Actinopteri, Cyprinodontiformes, Cyprinodontidae. Bases 310 to 855 code for a protein of 181 amino acids. The transcript is spliced from 4 exons.
GGCAGUAUAACCUCUCCUUUAGGGGCUGAAUGAAGGAGUUUUUGGCAGAAAGAAGCAGCAGUUCCUGUUUUACAGCGUCUUCUCGGUCAGACCUCAUAGUUCAGAUGAUGAAUCAGAUUAAAAUCCGUUGCUUUAAGGAAGAAUUUUCCAGAAGACGGUGACACACUUUCCCCCCCAGGCCUCCCUCUAAGCCUCUUACUGUAAUUCAGCUCCUGCUGAUGCGGCAGUACCGCUUUCCUUCAUCCUUCCAGCUCCUCACAGCCUCCUCGGCAGCUUCCGGAGCUCCGGGUCCCGGUCCGUGCGUCCAGGAUGCUGGGCGGAGACGUGGUGGCGGCGUGGGAGGUGGCUCUGAGUGACGGCGUCUACAGGAUCGAGUUCGCUCACGGUACCACCACCGGGAAACGGGUGGUUUACGUCAACGGGACGGAAGUGAUCAGGAAGGACUGGAUGUUCAAGCUGGUUGGGAAGGAGACCUUCACUGUCGGCAGCGCCAACACCAAGGCCGCCAUUAACAUCGAGGCCGUCAGCGGCUUCGCCUACGAGUACUCUCUGAACGUCGACGGCAAGAGUCUGCAGACGUUCAUCGACAACAGAGCCAAGACCACCAAGACCUGGGUGGUUCAGGUGGACGGGACGGACUACAGGGUGGUUCUGGAGAAGGACACCAUGGAUGUCUGGUGCAACGGGCAGAAAAUGGAAACAACGGGGGAGUUUGUGGACGACGGCACAGAGACCCGUUUCUCUGUGGGAGACCAUGAGUGCUGCAUCAAGGCCGCCAGCAGCGGGAAGAAGAAGAACGGGAUCAUCCACUUCCUGCUGCUGGAUGGGGAGAAGGUUCCUGCUUCGUCGCCGUAGAGACGGACCAAGAGGUCCAGAUUCAGAGACUCCAGGCUGGACCUCAUGGUCAUCAACUCUUUAUUUAGGGUUUAUUCUAAUGGAUGGUUUUCAUUCAUGUUGGCAGAAGAAAUAAAUCCUGAACUGAGCAG